CAUUACAUGAGUCACAGUUAUACAGUGAAGUUAGGUGGAAUUCUCUGAAUAUUCCAUGUAAAAAUCCAUGAGAUUUCGCAAUGCAAUCGUUACAACGCCGGGCCAUCUUCCUCUACAUCCUGCGAGCGUAAAACCGCAUACUCCCGUACGAUCACGAAGUGCUCGGCCAGUUAAUAUUCACAUUCCACUUGCAGUCUUCAAAAAGGCGCCACUCCCGACUAAACUUUUUAACAACAAGAAUAUAUCCGUAAUACGAGCAUUUCCCGGGGAUCAGCAACGUCGCAUCCGAUUCUUCCUAGCUCCUAACGUACCAGUGGAGGAGCGUCCGCUGCCGGCCGACCUUGCAGCUCAAGCAUUUGGAUUCAAGAUGUUGAACUGGGUCCAGAUCAUUACGACUCCCACCGCCGACACCCAUGGUACCUGUUUGCUGCUUCACUUCGACAACAAGCGAUAUGUCUUCGGAAAUAUUGCCGAAGGCACCCAGCGCGCAUUCGUUCAGCGAAACAUCGGCAUACAGAAAGUCGAAGAUGUCUUUUUGACCGGGGUAGUUAAUUGGCAAACUACCGGUGGUCUCCUUGGCGUCAUUCUAACUCUUGCCGACACUCUUGCUGGAAAGGUAGAAAACAUACGGGCGAAUCAGGAGGAGAAGAGGAAGAAAAGAGGCGGGAAGGUUCGCGAGAGCGAUGUUGGAUUCAAUCCCAAUACCUUACCGAGCCUUAGAAUCCAUGGUGGGAAGAACAUGGCACACCUGCUAGCUACUGCUCGACGAUUCAUUUUCCGCAAGGGUCUUCCUUUGAUCCCCAAUGAGGUUCGCGACGACCCUCGUCCUGCGAAACAACACUCCUCCGACCCGGAUUGGCAAGAUGUCAACAUCAAUGUAUGGUAUAUGCCUGUCCAAUCAACAAGUGGGUCGCCGACCAACCCCAGGAAAAGAUCUCUCGAAGAGUUUAUAGGAGAUCCCGAGGCGGAUGAGAACAAGGAAGGUGGUGUAAAGUUGGUAAACACCAUAGUCAACCAGAUGUUUGACUCCAACUGGAAAAUGGACGCGCUGAUUGAGACAACUUUACAUAAAGCAAAACUACCAGCAAAAAUAUUUGUCAGAGACAAAGAAGGCCACAUUCAGAUGUAUAAAGGUCCUAUGCCGGGAGAUGGUAAAGACGUACCAGAUAUACCCGUGUUAGUACGUGAACCAUGGCCCGGAGCUAUGAUUCAGUCACUGCCACGAACAGAACCCUCAAAACAGUCUAUGUGCUAUAUAGUCAAGAACCACGAUCGACGGGGGAAAUUCAAUCCCCAAGCAGCUGAAGAGUAUGGUGUACCCAAGUUUAACUACAAGCUUCUUACGAGAGGAGAGAACACCGUGGGAAAAGACGGGAUGAUAGUCACCCCUGAGAUGGUUAUAGGAGAGACCGUCCGCGGUAAUGGAUUUGCCAUCGUUGAUUUGCCAGAUUCUUCUUAUAUCGAUUCGCUUAUAAACCGUACCGAGUGGUUAGACGAGAAGAUAAUGAAUGAGGUCAAUGUCAUCUUUUGGAUAUUAGGUCAUGGAGUUGGGGACGACGUUCGAUUACAAGAGUUUAUGCAAAAGAUGUCGAAAUUAAAACAUGUUGUCUCCUCGCCAGACAGCUGUCCGAAUAGGCUCUCCUUAGAGUCGGUAGCAGCACAAGCUUUCAAACUGCGGUGUAUUGACCCUGACCGGUUCCCCCUGCCGAUAUACAACAACCUACGUUCAAUAUCGGACACUCCGAUAAUAGACGUUCCCCCUAUCUACGAAGGUGGUCAGGUUGGGAAAAUGGUUCAAUUCUCGCCGCAAUAUUUACAUCAGGACGACAAGAUCGUUCCUUUCCCGGACAUCGAAAAACUUGCUCGACACAGCCGAGGACUAGGCAAACAAGUAUUAAAAAUGGCCGUAGAAGCAAGAACGAAGAUUUCGGAUCCCGAGUUUCUUGCCAAAAUCGAGAAAGUAGAGUCUGACAUUCCCAAUCGAGAUGCAGAGGUAAUCUCCCUGGGGACUGGCUCUGCCUUACCUUCCAAGUACCGUAAUGUCUCAGCCACGCUCGUUCGCGUUCCAGGAUACGGAAAUUAUCUAUUCGACUGCGGCGAGAAUACACUUGGUCAGCUGAGCCGAGUGUUUGGCGACGAACUGCCAGAAAUAUUGCGGGAUCUUAAGGCCAUAUGGAUUAGCCAUCUACACGCGGAUCACCAUCUAGGUACUGCUUCUAUCAUUCGAAAGUGGCAUGAGGAGACGAGCAAAUCUAACCCCUCGGCUAAGCUCCUCAUCGCUUCUCACAUACACAUGAUAGAUUGGCUACGGGAAUAUGCUGACAUCGAGAAUUAUGGCUUUGAUCGUCUUGUGACCAGCAUAGCUCGGUAUGCAAAGGGUAGUACAGGGCAAACCUGCCCGCCUCGCAUAUUCACGGAAGAAGAGAGGGCCAUGUUCGGCUUAGAUCGGAUCGACUCCUGCUUCGUAAGACAUUGUUACGGGGCACUUGCAACCGUCUUCACCUUCCCAUCCGGUCUCAAGAUCGCGUAUUCCGGCGAUUGCAGACCGAGUGACGACUUCGUCCAGAUCGGAAAGGGCGCCACACUGCUAAUCCACGAAAGCACAUUCGAAGACGAGCUAAUAGGCGACGCCAUCGCGAAGAAGCACUCGACCAUGUCGGAGGCCAUCGAUGUCGGCCGGCGCAUGGGCGCGCGGAGGAUCCUGCUCACGCAUUUCUCUCAAAGAUACCAGAAAGUGCCCACAAUGGAGGACAGCUUCGAAAUACGGCCUGACGCCAAGGAUGACGAAAAGGCGCAGCUGGACGAGGUGGUACUGGUGGCGUUCGACUACAUGCGCGUUAAGCUUGGGGAUUUCCGGAAGGCCCAAGCUUUCCUGCCGACCCUGCAGAAGCUCUUCGAGGAUGCGAAGGAGACUGAUGAUGCUUGAUGCGGCGUUGUAUAUGUAUAUAAUAUAGAAUUGCCGUUCUGGUAUUAUAUAUCAAUUGGACCAUCAGCCU
Messenger RNA from Annulohypoxylon maeteangense, 2996 nucleotides. RefSeq lists its product as uncharacterized. Gene Ontology annotation, molecular function: 3'-tRNA processing endoribonuclease activity. Gene Ontology annotation, cellular component: mitochondrion. The coding region runs from base 68 to 2926 and encodes 952 amino acids. The transcript has a single exon. Lineage: Eukaryota; Fungi; Ascomycota; Sordariomycetes; Xylariales; Hypoxylaceae. The record is from RefSeq and is a predicted model, not a curated record. Gene Ontology annotation, biological process: mitochondrial tRNA 3'-end processing.